Messenger RNA from Chrysoperla carnea, 1301 nucleotides. RefSeq names its product protein FAM107B. The record is from RefSeq and is a predicted model, not a curated record. Lineage: Eukaryota; Metazoa; Arthropoda; Insecta; Neuroptera; Chrysopidae. The transcript is spliced from 5 exons. The coding region runs from base 79 to 669 and encodes 196 amino acids.
AUAAAACAUUAAAAAAUGUUUCUUAGUUUCAGUGUAGUACAAAAUUAUGAGCUGUGAUUUUAAUUUUCAUUCAUCAAAAUGCCAAGUUCUCCAGCUAUUUCAAGUAAGGAAUUCGACCUCACAAAUUCCAGUACAGCUGAUAUCAAAUCGAUUGGAGGUGGUGUUAUUGAUUCCUCAUCAACUGAAGACAAGUUGAAACCAAAAUUAAUUAAAUUAAAUAAACAACCUGAAACGAACAAUAUGAUUCCUGAAGUAGUACCUGGUAGCCCAGAUGUUCAUACAAAACGUCUUGGAAAAGUAACAACGACACAACCAUUAAUUUCCGAAGAAGGUCUUAUAUUACCAAGAAAACCAUUAAAUCCAUGUUUGGAAAACCCCGAUCGACAAAAUUUACAUCGAGAACUUUUAUUUAAUCAAAAAAUUGGCAAAGAUGUUCUAAAUCAAAAGUCUGAAUUACAAAGAGCUUUAGAAAAACAUAAGGAAGCAAAAAUUCGACGUGAGACUGAAAAAGAAAUUCUUGAAACUGCAUCCGAAUUAGAAAAAGUAAUAGCUGAUAGAGCCAAAAAAUUAAUGGAACCCCAAAUUGUACAGGAAGAAGAUGAUAAAGGUUUGAGUAAAGAAUUUUUAAUGGCUCGAGCUAAAUUACGAACACGCACUGAUUCCAAGUAGAUGAUAUCUUUAGUAGUUCUUUAAACAAAAAAACAAAGAUAAAUAUAUUUUUUCAUACUGCAGUUGUUGUACAUUUCAAAUUUCAGCUUCGAGAGUUCCAUAGAUUCAUAAAAUCUAAGAUUAUUUUUAAUAGACUUAAAAAAAUGACGAUAGAGAUAAAAUAUGUGAAAAUAUCUUACAGAGAAAGAAAAAAAGAUUAAGGGUCUAUUAAAAGGUAUUCCAUGUGGUUAAGUUAGAGUAGCUGUUCUGGGGUGGACAAACUUAGACCAAAGAGUCCGUUGUGAUACCGAAAAGAAUUGGCCCACCUCUGGUAUCUUCUCCAUGAUCCAAUUGGAGUUGUUUAAGAAUAGUAAGAAUACUAUGACGUCAACGGACUUAAGGUCGUCAAAGAAAGACUAACUUAUGGCAAGGACUGAUAGUGGCAGAGAAGAUAAGACGAAAUGAAUAAAUAAUUUUUCUUAUAGAAAAGAAAAUCUAUGGAACUCAGAAGAACAUAUACAACGGUGUAUGUUGUUAUAUCUUGGCCAACUCUUUUUUAUAGUAUUUCUAGAAUUUAAUGAUAUCGAAUAUUCUAAGUGUAUGUCUUUUUUUUAGAUUAAGAAAUUUUUUUUAAGUAAAAUUGACCUGCAAAU